Hyphopichia burtonii NRRL Y-1933 is the source of this 1580-nucleotide messenger RNA. RefSeq names its product Dao1p (gene DAO1). Gene Ontology annotation, molecular function: D-amino-acid oxidase activity; FAD binding. The coding region runs from base 169 to 1254 and encodes 361 amino acids. NCBI's taxonomy places the organism in Eukaryota, Fungi, Ascomycota, Pichiomycetes, Serinales, Debaryomycetaceae. The record is from RefSeq and is a predicted model, not a curated record. The transcript has a single exon.
AAGCCAGUGGUUCAGUCUAUUAGACUAUUUUUAGCUUGACCUCCAACCAAUCUUUGCUGAGACCCUUAUACAUCCAGAACUACACACCCAUACACCAGCGAAUCACUGAUAAGCGAAAAACUCGUCAAGCCUAACCAAUAAUUGUUAGUUAUUCUUUAUACAUUGGCAAUGGCUAAAAAGAUAGUGAUAUUGGGAGCUGGUGUGAUUGGGUUGACCACUGCGUUGCAGCUCAAAAAAUCAAACAGCGAGUAUGAUAUUACUGUGAUUGGACAACACAUUCCAGGAGAUAUUGAUAUUGAAUAUACUUCACCAUUUGCAGGAGCAAAUUGGCAUUCAUUUGCCACUCUUGAAGAUAAAACGCUUCAAGAGUUUGAUAAGCCUGGAUAUUUUGAGUUCAUUAGAUUGGCCAAAUUCGAGCCUAGAUCCGGAGUAUGGCUUCAACCAAACGUUGAAUAUAAUAAUGAAGAUGCAGCUAAAAAUCAAGAUAAGUUCAAAUAUAGAACAAGUCCUUGGUUUAAAGAUUUUACUAAUUUCAGAUUUAUUGAAAAGAAAGAUUUACCCGAAGGUAUGGUAUCGGGAUCAGUAUUUGAUGGAGUUGUUAUUUCAACCCAAAUUUAUUUACAAUAUCUUGUGCAAAGAUUACUUGAAAUGGGGGUUGGGAUUAAAAGAGUGGCCAAGUUACAAUCAAUUCAAGAAGCAUUAAAUCACCACUCUUCUGGAGAAAAAGCAGAUUUGGUUAUUAAUAGUAGCGGGUUGUUAUCAAAAAACUUAAGCGGAUUUAAAGAUGAUAAAUUAGUUUAUCCAGUGAGAGGUCAAGUCUUACACGUUAGAAAUAAUGCAAAGACUGAACUUCACGUAGGAGAUUUCCCUGGCUUUCCUAACGAGUCUUUAUACAUCAUGCCCAGAAAAGAAGGUGGUUCAAUCGUUGGGGGUUGUUUUGAACGAGAUCUAAAUAACCUUCAAGAAGAUAAAGAACUCACCAAAAGAAUUAUCGAAAGAGCGAAAAAAUAUGCCCCAGAUAUGGUUAAUCCCAAUUACAAAAACAAUCCAACCGAAAUCGAUAUUAUUCGAGUCAACGUUGGUUUAAGACCUUUUAGAGAAUCGGGUGCCCGAGUUGAAAUCGACCCCGACCAUAGCGAAUGGCUCAUUCAUAACUAUGGUGCCGGUGGUGGUGGGUAUCAAGGAAGUUAUGGAUACGCAAAUAAAGUAGUUCAAUUGGCAAAUCAACUUUUUGCUAAAAAAUCAAAGUUAUAAUUCGUUUAUUAAGUAUAUAAUUAAAACAUUGACAGAACUAAACAAAAAUGUAGUAUUGCAGCAAAUCUCCUCAGUUACUUACAGAAAGUAUUAAGCAAAAAAUGAAAUAACUUCUUCCCUCCUUCUUUAGCAUACUUCUUUUGAUGCUCCUUAUCAGUUUGAUUAUGGAAAAACUCACUGGCUUUCCCUUGGUCAGGACUAAUUGGGGUUGGCUCAUCACUGUACUUGUGAGUCUUGACUUUUAUGUCCCCGUAUCCUUGUUGCGGCUUGAAGAACCCGGUCUCCGAAGGGGUUUCUGGAAUACUCAUUUUUCUCUCGUUAUUAGG